AUGAAAAAAUGUGAAGCUAAACAACAUCAAAAAUUUGCAUAAUUUCAUUCACUCUUAGAAAUUGAUUGUGUGAAAGAUUAGAUGUUGGUGUCCUAUCAAUAAGACUUUUAAUAAUUAAAAAGAUUUUACGCAAACAUUGAUCCUAAUUAUAUACAGUGGCUAAAUGGAGUCUAUAGAAUGUCAUUUGAACCUAUUUAUAAUACUGAAGAAAUUUUGAGGAAAGUUAAAAAUGGAUUAAGAAACUUUGAAGACACCUUAAAAUAGAAUAUUAGGAAAAAUCUCAUUUCAUUAUUAUACCUUUAAAGACCUGUGCCUGCUAUCUUCGUAUUUCUCAAGAUCUCCUCAACUUCAUUUGAAAUUGUAUAUAAAGAGGAUUUCUUAGUAAUUUUGCAUACAAUGUUGCAAAAGGCCAAUUUAGAUUCUCAAUCUGAUCUCUACUAAAAACUGUAUAACAGUUUGAUUGAAGCUAAUGAUGAAGAAAUCAUCUUAUAAAGUAUUAAACUACUUAAUAAGAAAUUUGAACUUGCGAGUUAAUUGAAUCAGAAGUAAUUCGAAGUCUUUGAUAAGAUAUCCAACCAAUUCAAUAAAAUAGAUUUCUCAGAAUCCAAAGAAGUUAUUAUUUAAAUCGUAAGGAAUUUCUAGGAAUUCCAGGAAAAAUUAAAAAACAAAAGGGCAAGUUUGGAUUAGGUGAAAUCUGAGAAAUUUCCUUAAUUUGUACUUAAGGUUGUGUUGAUGUUACUGAAAGAAUAAGAAAUCGUUGUUCCAGAACUCCUUUUAUUUUUAUGCUUUAAAGAAUCACAGAAAAAAAAGAAAUCCAUUGCAAUCAGAGUGUUAGUUAAGGAAAUUUUAAAGAUUUUUGCCCUUCCUCGUUUGAAACCUUGUUUGGAUCACUUGAAAAUAGAUAACAGCAUAUUUACCAAAGGAGCUAGUGGGUAUGACCAAAUGUAUUCAUUAUGUGAGAAGGAAUACCCCAUUUUUCUUAAUAUCAAACUUAAUGGAGCAUUAAUAUCCUAUAUUGAAUACCUGCAUUAGACUACCCAUAUAAAUACUUAAUAGUUUUUAAAUGUAUUUCAAUCCCCUGAAUUUAACAACUUCUUAGAACAAAUUUGGAAUAUUUGUGGGAAAGAAAUACAACAAUUAUUAUAGAAUAUUCUGAUUGAAGAUUUGGAAUAUGCAAAGUACGGUUCAAAUAUCCUUCGAAUAGGAACAUUUUUGUAUCGAAUCAAAUUCAAAUUGGAGAAAAGGAGAACGAACAUAAUGGAGAAGGGAUAUGAUGCAGAGGAGCAAUCAUUGGAGAGACGAACAUAUGGAGUAACCGAAAGAAGUAUGAAUCCCUUAUUCAAGACAUUUAUCACUGAUUUGGUUCAUAGGAAGAAGCCAUUCCCAUUAUUGCUCAAAACAUUGAAAAUGGAUCUCUAUAAUUUGAAGGUUGGAUAUAGGAUUACUGAGAUGAGGGAAUUGGUGGUGGAUCCUAAAUUCAAAAAACACAUGAAAGAAAAACAUGGGGUUGUUUGGAAUAGAGAAGAUCCUGAUGAGAAUCUAGAUCACAUUAUUGCCAGACAAUACCCAAUUAAGGUAAGUAACAAUGGUAAGAAGUACGAACUUAAUUGGCCUAGAUUAAUCAAGAAAUAGGCAAAACUAAUUUAUGAUAGUAAGGAACAAUUAAAGGCUUAAUUAUUAGAUGUUUAUGCGAAUUAGAAUUUCAUUAAGGUUUAUAAUGAAUUGAUUAAAUUAAAUGAUAAUAAUAAAAAAAAAAUGUAAACAAAGGAAAUCUUAAUGAACUUGGUUGCAUAUAUUAAAUCUAUAAAGGAGGAGUGA
Messenger RNA from Paramecium octaurelia, 1818 nucleotides. The record is from the annotation of a GenBank genome assembly. Lineage: Eukaryota; Ciliophora; Oligohymenophorea; Peniculida; Parameciidae.